This is a messenger RNA of Esox lucius (northern pike), 2263 nucleotides long. Its product is annotated as cyclic nucleotide-gated cation channel. The record is from RefSeq and is a predicted model, not a curated record. Gene Ontology annotation, molecular function: intracellularly cGMP-activated cation channel activity; protein-containing complex binding; cGMP binding. Gene Ontology annotation, cellular component: plasma membrane; intracellular cyclic nucleotide activated cation channel complex. Lineage: Eukaryota; Metazoa; Chordata; Actinopteri; Esociformes; Esocidae. Gene Ontology annotation, biological process: monoatomic cation transmembrane transport; potassium ion transport.
GCUACAGACUGACAAGCAGCUGGACAGAGACAGUUACAGACAGACAGCUACAGACAGACCGCACAUAAAUACUUAGCUAAUCCCUAGAGAUUGAAUUGGUGUUGAGGUUAAGGUUGGUGUUGUUGAUCAGGAAGGACAAAGGACCUGCAGAAAGAUGACUGGGCGAGUCCUUUCCUGGAGUACUGAACUGGCAUCUCAGCGGCUGUCAGUGAAGACCUGGCUAGACGACGAGUGUGAGAGGGCAGACAGCAACCUAAGUCACAUGAGUCGAGGCCAGUCUAUGUGUGAUGACACAUCUUCAGAGCUCCAGCGGAUGGCCGUCGUAGACCGGAGAGGACUUCACUCCCAGAACUCCAUCAGAGGAAGAGGAGCCUUGUCCAGGCUAGUCAGUUUGGUGGUGACUCUGAGGGAGUGGGCUCAUAAGAGUUUGGUUGAAGAGCAGGAGAGGCCUGAUUCUUUUCUAGAGAGGUUCAGAGGCCCUGACCUUCAGCCUCCACCCAGCAGGAUCAGCCCAUCACGACCUGAUGCUGAGCAGAUGGAACACAAUGACCAAAUACACACGAGAUCCAGUGUGAUGGUGUUGUCUCCAGCUGAUGACAUUUAUUACCACUGGCUUCUCAUCAUCUUCACUGCUGUCCUCUACAACUGGUGCCUCCUGGUGGCCCGGGCAUGUUUUGAUGAACUGCAGACAAGUGGCGCCAUCUUGUGGCUGGUGUUGGACUACCUUUGUGACGGCAUUUACAUAGUGGACACGGCUGUCAGGCUGCGCACAGGUUUCCUGGAGCAGGGUCUGCUGGUGAAGGAUCUGUCCAAGCUGAGGGACAGUUACCUGAAGACGUUACAGUUCAAACUAGACCUGCUAUCCAUUCUGCCCACGGACCUCUUCUAUCUGUCUCUGGGGAUACACACGCCACUCCUACGCUUCAACCGCCUGCUACGGUUUAACCGCAUGUUCGAGUUCUUCGACCGUACUGAGACCCGAACCAGCUACCCCAACGCCUUCCGUAUCACUAACCUGGUGUUAUACAUACUGGUGAUCAUUCACUGGAAUGCCUGUAUGUACUACUCCUUCUCCAAGGCCCUGGGUGGGUCUGACUCCUGGGUGUACCCCAACCAGACCACUCUGUCCCGGGGGUACAUCUACUGUCUGUACUGGUCCACCCUCACCCUCACCACCAUCGGAGAAACACCCCCCCCGUACGUGAUGAGGAGUCUGUUCGUGGUCUUCGACUUCCUGGUGGGUGUGUUGAUCUUUGCCAGCAUCGUAGGGAACGUGGGAGCCAUGAUCUCCAACAUGAAUGCUACGCGGGCCGACUUCCAGAGUCGUAUUGACCAGGUCAAACACUACAUGCAGUUCCGACACGUCAGCAGAGACCUGGAGCACCGUGUCAUUCGCUGGUUUGACUACCUCUGGACCAAUCAGAAGGUGGUAGAUGAGCAGGAAGUGCUGAAGAGUCUGCCCAAUAAACUGAGGGCUGAGAUCGCUAUAAAUGUUCACCUGGAUACUUUGAAGAAGGUGCGAAUCUUCCAGGACUGUGAGGCGGGGUUACUAGUGGAGUUGGUGUUGAAGCUGCGUCCGCAAGUUUUCUCUCCCGGAGAUUAUAUCUGCCGUAAAGGAGACAUCGGGAAGGAGAUGUACAUCAUCAAAGAUGGUCGUCUGGCAGUGAUGGGAGAUGAUGGAGUUACCCAGCUGGCUGUGCUCACUUCCGGGAGCUGUUUCGGGGAGAUCAGUGUCCUAAAUAUCCAGGGAAGUAAAAUGGGAAAUAGGAGGACUGCUAAUAUUCGUAGCCUUGGAUACUCGGACCUUUUCUGUCUGUCUAAGAGAGAUCUGACUGAGGCGCUCAGCGACUUCCCCCAUGCUAGAACCCAGCUGGAACAGAGGGGGCGGGACAUACUCAGGAAGGAGGGGCUACUGGAGGAAGUGGCAGGAGUCGGACUGGGUGCAGAGGAAAUGGAAGAAAAGGUGGAGAAGUUGGAGGCAUGUGUAGAUCGUCUCCAGACACGGUUGGCGCGGUUACAGAUGGAGUACGCCGCCACACAACAACGGUUGAAGCAGCGACUCACAGCCCUGGAACACAGUGUCGGCAACACAGUCACCGCUGGCAGCGGCUUUCUGUCUGAAGCCGACGGCAACGAAAGCGGCUGUGAAGAUGGAGUACGCAGUGAGAUCAACAUCACACUGUGACAACAAUGCUGUAAUGCCAUGAAGACCGCUACUUUUAUUAAUUUUACUGUCAUAAUAAAUAAAUAAAUGUUAAAUCUG